Molecule: messenger RNA, 6138 nt
Organism: Gigantopelta aegis
Lineage: Eukaryota; Metazoa; Mollusca; Gastropoda; Neomphalida; Peltospiridae
Product: ATP-dependent RNA helicase A-like
Exons: 31
Coding region: 70-4023 (1317 amino acids)
Biological process (GO): regulation of mRNA processing; positive regulation of transcription by RNA polymerase II
Cellular component (GO): ribonucleoprotein complex; nucleolus; intracellular anatomical structure
Molecular function (GO): ATP binding; double-stranded RNA binding; 3'-5' DNA helicase activity
Source: RefSeq, a predicted model, not a curated record
CACGACGCAAGACUCGAAAUAAAAAUUGUAAUACUUCUUUGAUUAGUUUGAAACAACUACAAGGAUAUCAUGGCUGAAACUGAUGUCAAGCAGUUCCUGUAUGCCUGGCUGGGUAAAAAGAAGAUGACUCCAAGCUAUGAAAUAGAUUCUGGUGGUCCUAAGCACAGGAUGAGGUUUAAAUGUGAGUUGCGUGUACCGGGAUAUGACUAUGUCGCGGUUGGAAACUCAACCAGUAAGAAAGAUGCUCAAGCAAAUGCAGCGAGAGACUUCUGUCAGUUUCUUGUUCGUCAAGGAGACAUGGGUGCCAAGGAGGUGCCUGGUAUUUCAGUUACACCAAUGGAAAUAACACCCAAAUCUGAGAUGGGUGGAGAUGGAGGCGGAGGCAUGACUUCUCUACCUGGAGGCCGUGUGAUGCCCCACCAGUCAUUAGGGUUAGAAACUCGUGGGGGCAUGGGAGGCCCUCCUCGGGAGUUCCCAGUAUAUCAGAGAGGCCCUCCACAGGAGUACCUGGAUAUGAUCAACAGAAAGAAAGUGGAAGAUUCUGAAGAUGUUGACAUGAAUGCAGAGAUCCAUGGCAACUGGACGAUGGAGAAUGCAAAAAGUCGACUUCACCAGUUCUUGCAGAUGAACAAGAUUCAAUCAGAUUACAAAUAUUCUGUUGUUGGUCCUGAUUUUAACAGAAGCUUUAUAGCUGAGAUGAAGUUCUAUGUCAAGAAGAUAAACCAAACUAUUCAUGCUCGUGAACACGGCUCCAACAAGCAGAUAGCAUCGAAAUCCUGUGCCCUGUCCCUGGUUCGGCAGCUGUUCCAUAUGAAAGUCAUUGAACCAUUCACAGGCAUUAAGAAGAAGAAGGAAAUGGAGAAGAUAGAAAGUUAUGAUGUUGCUAUUAGUCCAGACCUGAACAGUCAGAUUGACAGCGUCCUGCAUCAGUGGGGAAUUCAACCACACAACAUGAAUGAAAUUUCGCAACAGUCAGGCUUAGAUGAUCAAGGUGAAGUGUUCUCACUUCUGACCCAUACAUCCCUGGAGGAGUUUGAACCAGCUACCAAACGAAGUGCUCCCGGUGUGGUAUCCUGGUCGCCACCUCAACAGAACUGGAAUCCUUGGAUUGGAGCCAAUAUUGAUGAUGGACCCCUUGCCUUGGCCUCUCUGGAGCAUAUUAGUCAAGAUUUGUACAGUAACAUGGAGAGACAGAGAACAGAGGAUCAGUUUUUACAGGAGAUGCUACAAACACGCCAAGGACUGCCAGUGUUCCAGACACAUGAUCACAUCCUCCAGAUGAUCCAAGAGAAUCCAGUCAUCAUCAUCCGGGGCGAGACUGGAUGUGGCAAAACUACACAGGUUCCCCAGUUUAUCCUGGACCAGUAUAUCAUGGAAGGGAGAGGAGCAGAGUGUGGUAUCAUCAUCACUCAGCCUCGGAGAAUUAGUGCCAUAUCGAUAGGUGAGAGAGUUGCCAAAGAGCGAUCGGAAGACCUCGGCGUGUCUGUUGGAUACAGUGUCAGGUUUGACUCCGUUCUACCCCGGCCAUAUGGAGCUAUACUCUACUGCACAGUUGGAACACUGUUGAGACGGUUGGAAGGUGGCUUGAGGGGCGUGUCCCAUGUUCUUGUUGAUGAGAUUCACGAGAGAGAUAUCAAUACUGAUUUUCUUCUAGUUUUACUGCGAGAUAUGGUCCGAGCCUAUCCACAGCUCCGAAUAAUUCUCAUGUCUGCAACCAUUGAUACCACUCUGUUCUCGGACUACUUUGGAAACUGUCCUAUUGUGGAGGUGUAUGGACGUGUUUUCCCUGUCCAAGAGUAUUAUUUGGAAGACUGUAUACAGAUGUUGAACUUCAUGCCGACUCCAAAUGAAAAAAAACGUAAAAGUGGCAAUCGAGAUAAAGAUGAUGGAUUUCCAGAAGAGGAUCAAGAGGAAAACUGUAACCAAAUAAUCAGUGCAGAUUACUCUCAGUCAACUAAAGCUGCCAUGGCGAUGCUCAAUGAAAAAGAGCUUUCUUUUGAACUUGUUGAGGCAAUAUUGCGCUAUCUGAAAGAACUGAAAAUUCCGGGAGCCGUGUUGGUGUUUCUGCCAGGCUGGAAUCUCAUAUUUAUGCUGCAGAAGUACUUAGAGGCCACUCCAGAAUUUGGUUCUGCUAGAUACAGAAUCCUCCCACUGCACUCUCAGAUUCCCAGAGAAGACCAGAGAAAGGUCUUUAACCCUGUGCCUGAAGGAGUAACUAAGGUUAUUUUGUCAACAAAUAUUGCAGAAACCAGUGUGACAAUUGACGAUGUUGUCUAUGUGAUCGACUUCUGCAAAGUGAAAAUGAAGUUGUUUACGUCUCACAACAACAUGACAAACUAUGCAACUGUGUGGGCGUCGAAGACAAACUUGGAGCAGCGGCGAGGUAGAGCAGGGAGAGUUCGACCAGGAUUUGCCUUUCAUCUGUGUAGCAGAGCCAGGUUUGAAAGACUGGAUCAACACACCACACCAGAAAUAUUCCGCACCCCUCUUCAUGAACUUGCACUGGCAAUAAAACUGCUUCGUCUUGGAUCGGUGGAGAAUUUCCUGGCAAAAGCUGUAGAACCUCCACCUAUAGAUGCUGUGGUGGAAGCAGAAGCUCUUCUGAGAGAAAUGAGAGCCUUGGACAGCAAUGAUGAACUAACUCCACUGGGCAAGAUUUUGGCUAAGCUGCCCAUAGAACCCAGACUUGGCAAAAUGAUAGUUUUUGGAUGUCUUUUCUAUGUUGGAGAUGCCAUGUGUACAAUAGCAGCCAGCACAACCUUCCCGGAACCUUUUAUCGUGCCUACAGAUCGCAGACGUCUCGGAUGGAUGCACAAGAGUUUGGCUGGCAACAGAUUCAGUGAUCAUGUUGCUCUCCUCAAUGCUUUCCAGCUGUGGGAAGAAGCAAGAUGUGGUGGUGAUCAGUCGGAGAUGUACUUCUGUGACACAAAGAGUCUGUCAAUGGUGACUUUGCGAAUGACCUGUGAAGCAAAGAAUCAGCUUCGAGAUAUUCUGGUGAAUUCUGGUUUUCCAGAAGAUUGUCUCCUACCCACAUCAUUCAACUUCACAGGCCCCGACAACAGACUGGAUGUGGCCAUUUCACUACUUUGUAUGGGUCUCUACCCUAAUGUUUGCUACCACAAAGAAAAGAGGAAAGUCAUUACAACGGAGGGGAAAUGUGCUCUCGUGCACAAAUCAUCAGUCAACUGUACGAACUUUGAAACAAGAUUUCCCUCGCCUUUCUUCAUAUUUGGAGAAAAAAUCCGGACUCGAGCUGUGUCAUGCAAACAGAUGACGAUGGUGUCACCCCUGCAGUUGCUGCUGUUUGCAUCACGAUCAGUGACUGUCCAGAAUGACGAGAUUGUUCUGGACAACUGGAUUAAUCUUAAGCUCGAUUUUGAAAUUGCUGCUAAAGUGGUUGCUCUGCGCCCAGCCCUGGAAGCCCUGAUUGUCCGCUCCACCAAGAGUCCGGAAGGAGUCUCGGAGCCAGGCCCUCAGGAGGAGGUACUGCUUGCUGUGAUACGGUCUCUGUCGCGGCCACAAGCUGGCAGAUACAAUCUGUCACAAGAGAGUGGUGAAAAUAGGAGGGGUCCCCCUUCUAAGUUUGCAAGGACAGGAGGAUUUGGUGGAGGUGGUCAUGGUGGAUACGGUGGUGGUGGAGGAUAUGGUGGAGGCCGCGGAGGAUAUGGAGGUGGAGGAUAUGGCGGUGGAUCUGGAAGAGGAGGCUAUGGGGGUGGUAGAGGAGGUGGAUUUGGAGGAGGCAGAGGAGGAUUUGAUGGAGGAGGUGGAUAUGGAAGAGGCAGAGGAGGCUCUGGUGGAGGAUUUGGAGGAGGCUCUGGUGGAGGAGGCUCUGGUGGAGGAUUUGGAGGAGGAGGCUCUGGUGGAGGAGGAUUUGGAGGAGGAGGCUCUGGUGGAGGAUUUGGAGGAAGCUCUGGUGGAGGAUUUGGAGGAGGUCGUGGUGGUUUCAGGGGAGGUCGUGGUGGUUUUGGAGGAGGACAGGAAGGAUUUGGAGGAGGUGGAUCUGGAUUUGGAAAUAGUAAUUGAAUAAACAAUUAUAUGGGCUGAACUUUGAAUACAGUGGAAAAUAAAGAACAAUAUUGUUUUUCUACAACAAAGGUUUAAACUUGAAGCUUACAUAGUUAGCCUUUUAGCCCUUAGAACUAUGUGUUAUCUUUCCCAAGUAAAAACUUUUAUUUAUUAAUGUAGCUGCAAACAGAUGAUUAUGGAUUCUGAUGACAUUACAUUUCUUAUUGUCAUGUCUGUUCUUUUAUUGAAAAAGACUGUGUUACAGAACUUGACAGUGGAGUGUCCUUUAAUUAAACACAGUUCUUUUGUUACAUGUUAAUUGUCUUGUUGUUACAGCUGUUUCUUGUUCAUGGUUUCAUGUCUUUACUAGAUGAAUGUUCGUGCCAUAGAGCAAAGAUAGGUGUUGUAAUCCUUUGCUUUUAAUGGACAGUGUUGAGUCUGUGCUUUCUUUCGAAACACAACUAUUGAUUUUUAUGAUUAUGUGUUCUCAGUUAAUUUGUAUACUGGACAGAUGCGUAGCCUGUUAAUAUACGAAAUAAAAAAGAUACAGAUUUAUUAACAGGUGGCAGAGUCGAGAAAAAAAAGUUUGCAAAGAAAUUUGCAUAACACAUAAAAUUUUGUAUCAUUCAACAAAGACAUCAUGAAGUCUACUAUAUUACAUUAUAUAUAAUGUACACAACUAUUGACAGAAAUCGGAGAACAUUGUUUUAAUGGAGGUUAUACAUAGAGAAUACUAAAUGUCAUUGACUUAGGCCUAUUGCCUGUGCCAAUCCACUUCAUUUAUUGAAUAAAUAUUGUUUAAAAAAGAAGUUCCCAUGAGAGACCAUUUAUAUUGCAAGUGUUUUCAGUGGUACAUCAUGUGUGAAAGCAAGUGAUGUACAAUUGAAAAUAUGUGAGUUGUAAUGUAAAUGGAAUAUUUUGAGACAACAUCUAGUAAAUCAGAAUGAUCCAUAAAAAAUUUAGAAACUGGGAUAUAUAAUAAUAUUAUUAAGAAGAAUGUAAAAAAAAAAUUGAUCUAGUUUUAAAAACGUAGAUAAAUUUGAUCUAGAAGAAUUUUUUUUUAAAAGCAGUAAUGGUUAUUUCAAUAUUUUAGAUCCGUAUAUUGUGUUUUAAGCUAUAAAUUUUACAAGUAUGGUAGUAUAAAUUUGAGUUGGAUGCAUAAUAAUUAAUUAAGUGCAUUUUUAAUUCAACAUUUUAAAAAUGGCUAAACCAAUCAUUUACAUUUGUGUACUGCUUUAUCUUGAACAGUUCUUUUAUGUUGGUUCACAUUCCACACUGAUAAUAGGUUACUGUUUGGUUUUUUUCUUUAAAAAUAGCUAAGAUACAUGAGUUUUCAAACUAUGUGUUUAAUGUUAAGUAAAAUAUACUGACUGCUAGGACAUAACAGUUAGGUAUUUUGUCAAAAUUGUGAAUCUUCUCUAAUUGGAAUUAUUGAAUACUUACUGUGUCAUGUGACAGUUAUUAGUCCCCUACUGGUCCAACCAGAGGGGACUGUAGCUUUUUUCUUCUUCUGUCCAUUUGUCCCACAUUUAUUUUUCAGACCUUGUUUUUUAAUGUUGAAAGUUUUUGUCUAGCUUUGUCAUGUUGAAUUACGGCUGCCUUUCCAGUAGUGUGGUUUUAGCUGUGGCAGUCUCUGCCACCAAGUAGUAAAAAUCGAAUCAGUAGAUUUGUACGGACAUCUUUCCGUUGACAUGGGUGCUAGCCAUGUGGCAAAAAACCCCAUUGAUUAUGUUUAGAAUAUUUUCCCAGCUGUGCGGCUAGAACUGCAAGGGUAGUCCAUGAAAUUACAUCAUAUGGAAGGAACCGCAUCAUAACAAUACUUCAAUAGAAAUGUGCUAACCAUGUAGAUAGCACUGCACUAAUGGAAGGCAGCUUUACAGAUCAAGCUGGAGUUUCAUUUUCCCAUUUAUGACCAUUGAACUAUGUGAUAUUACAAAUGUCAGAAAUGUUAUAUUCAUAUAUUGCAUAUUUAUGAACAUUUGUUGGGUCCAACAGUGGAUGUAAUACUCUCAGAAUGCUUGUUAAACGUAAUUGCACUGUUUAAUUUUGACUGUUUUCACACAUAAAAUUUGAACAUAUCUCUUGAAAUGGUCUUAUUGAAAAAUGUUUAAGUGAAUAAAAGUAUGACCAGAA